Acanthisitta chloris (rifleman) is the source of this 1011-nucleotide messenger RNA. Its product is annotated as C3a anaphylatoxin chemotactic receptor-like. The record is from RefSeq and is a predicted model, not a curated record. Lineage: Eukaryota; Metazoa; Chordata; Aves; Passeriformes; Acanthisittidae. The transcript has a single exon. Gene Ontology annotation, molecular function: G protein-coupled receptor activity. Gene Ontology annotation, biological process: G protein-coupled receptor signaling pathway. The coding region runs from base 1 to 1011 and encodes 336 amino acids. Gene Ontology annotation, cellular component: membrane.
AUGAGUCAAGAUGAGGAAAACAGUAUGAACUUGACAUGGAAUAUUGUGAGGCCUGUAGUCUGCAUAAUACUGAGUUUGUCAUUUAUUAUUGGGGCCCCUGGAAACUGCAUCGUCAUCUGGACUGUUUGUACAAAAAUGAAGCAAGUAUCUCCUUCGGUCCUGCUGAUCUUGAACCUUGCCAUUGCUGAUGUCCUUGUACUGAUCACAUUACCAAUUUGGAUUUACUCCUUUGCUGAUUCAUGGGUUUUUGGGGUCAUCUUCUGCAAAAUACUGGUUUUCAUCAUUUACUGCAGCAUGUAUGCUAGUAUAUUUCUAAUUACAACGCUGAGCCUGGAGCGAUUAAUGGCUGUGUUUUACCCUUUCACAAUGCAAAGAUACAAAACAAAAGGAAGAAUUUACUUCAUCAUGUUCCUCAUUUGGUCCCUGUCUGUCGCUUUCGGCAUUUCUGUCAUUCCAUUCCAAGAGACAGAAGAAGUGAACGGUCGACCACUAUGCACGUGUCGCAACUACUCUUCUAAUAGACAGAAAGCCUCAUAUCUUUUGCUGGAGACUCUUGGGGGUUUUGUAAUCCCUUUUUUAAUUAUUUGCACUUGUUACCUGUGCAUUGCAAGAAGAAUAAGCAGAAUGACUUACCAAUCGAAGCAGCGAUCGGAGCGUCUCAUUGCCAGCGUUGUGGUGGCAUUCAUUCUGUGCUGGUUCCCUCAUCAUCUCUUCAACAUCCUAGAUAUUAUUUCAAUUGAAAUAGAACUCUCUAAUGAGGAAAUGUCUUUGGCACUGGAUGAAAUUGUAGACAGAGGAGUGUACAUCUCUGGAGCACUUGUGUUCUUCAGUAGCUGUAUUAACCCUCUGCUUUAUGCUCUUGCUGCACGAAGAUUUCGGAAUCACCUGAGAUUUGCCAAGAUAUCAAAGCUGUUUGAACAGAUGAGUCAGACUGUACCAGAGGAAGAGAAGAAAAGAAGUUUGGUUGUAGCCAGACAAGAAGGUCCUUUAGUAAGCACAGAAAAUCUCUAA